CAAGGGGUCUCCUUCGAUCACCCUUCAAAGCAGCCGGUUCUAAUGAACUCAUCGACAGCUUCUCAAGCUGACCCUGCCUAACGUCGUCGACCGAAUGAACAAAUUUCGUGCGUGCCUCUUGCCACGAGCAUCGGAAUGCCGUAAUAGAGGCUGUAUGCGGAAUAUCAGAACACCUACGAGAGGCCUGUUCGUCGCUGGGGCAUGGCUGGAACGACGAUCUGCUUCGAGGAACUUCGAAACGAGGGUGGAGAACGAUUUGCAAGCAUGGGCUGUUUUGGUACUCUUUGAAAAGAAAAAUAUUUAAUUCAUUCGUGUAUAUGGGAGUUAGACAGAACUGGGGACAAAUAAAGAGAGAUGAGAAUAAUUUAUAACUUUACACUAAAUUUAUGAGUGUGACUAUAAGAUGGAUGUCACAAUGAUUACGGCGGUAAGUGCAAGAAGAAAGAAAUGAAGAAAAUGUUAUAGGAAAUGUGAGUGAAUAUAAUAAUGAGCAAUGUUUUUAAAAAAGACAAUUAUUUUUAUAAAAUAAAAUUCCUAACAACUUCGUAACAAUAUAAAUAAUUUUCAGUUCCCCUCAGCCAUCCAGUGCUUCCAUACCUGGUGAAAGAAAUCGUCGAUAAAAGCGCCCGGAACCCCCAUUCGAUUUUGCCUCGUACCAUUGUUUUCAUAUCUCUAACCGUUUCCAUGGCACAGCCCAGGCUCGGCGGUCCAUCCUAUACAUGAAGGGUAUUAAGCAAGGAAGAAUCGCGAAGGAUACGACGAAAAAAUGUUUAUCAGGGUUGCUUUGGAUGAUACGGGGCAACAGCGACUGGCUCACAGGAAACCCUCGAGCAUUGUGUGCGGAGUUUCCACAGGGUAGGAGGAUUCAUGAGAUGAAGUUCGUUCUGUCAGUACUGGCUGUUCUGGCCCUGGCCGGCUCCCUGAACGCCCGCGCUGUGCACGUCACAGUUCCAAGCACAGGCACAGGUGCACUCGCCAAGGAAAUGCAGGACUUCAUGGACCUAAUACCAGUGGAUCGCGUGAUGGCGGUUCUCAGAGCCUACGCAGCCCAAGACAAGGAAUUCCAAAUCGUCAUAAAACUCGUAGACUCCAAGGAAACGGUAAUGUACAUCGAAGAGCUUGAAGCCCACCCUGCGGCGAAGGAUCUAAUGAACUACAUGCAGAACGCUGGACUCGACAUCUAUUUAUUAGUAAACAAAUUGAACGCGGCACUUGGAAUUGAACCCAUCACUCCUUUUGCUUUCCACAAGAUCACAGGUGGACUUGAUGGUUUAGCGAUAGACCUCAAGGCUACAGUUCCAAUUAAACAGAUGGAGGAUUUGUUGGAGAGCAAAAUGGUGAAAUCCCCAGUGUUUGCCGCUUUCGUUAAGGAGGUAGGCUCUCCUAAAUACUUCGACUUGUAUGACAACGUUUAUACGAACCAACACGUGGUAAACAUUGCGGAACAGGCCAAACAGGCUGGCAUUGAUAGUGCUAGAUUAGAAAUGGACUACGUGAUCUGGAUUAUCUUCAGACAACUUCUGAAACUACACUUGUAACUUUUUACUGUAUUU
Molecule: messenger RNA, 1553 nt
Organism: Hylaeus anthracinus
Lineage: Eukaryota; Metazoa; Arthropoda; Insecta; Hymenoptera; Colletidae
Product: protein G12-like
Exons: 2
Coding region: 720-1538 (272 amino acids)
Source: RefSeq, a predicted model, not a curated record